GAUGACUGAUGACGUUACGCACAACGUCGAAACGUGGCUGACGUUUCCCUUCGAUUUGUUCAUUUGUAUUUUGUUUUGUCAUUCGUUUUAUUGGAGAAAGCUAAGGAACGUACGCGUUUUUAAAUUGUAAAUCUACGUAUUUUCUUGUUAAUACGCUGCUAGUAAGAAAAUGGACCAAAUCACUAAGUUUGUUGAGCCUGGAAAGCAGUUUGCUAAGGACUCCCUCCGAUUAGUGAGAAGAUGUACAAAACCCGACAGAAAAGAAUUUCAAAAGAUCGCAAUUGCAACAGCUAUUGGAUUCUGCAUCAUGGGCUUCAUUGGAUUCUUUGUAAAACUCAUUCACAUCCCCAUUAAUAACAUUAUUGUCGGAUCAUAGACUCUCUUCUGUAUACCCUAGUAACUAGUAUGUUAUGGUGCCUGUCCACCAUGAGUAUUAAAAUGCCUGCAAUAAAGUUAGUGGGAACAAUACUGGGCACCUAUCAUUAAGUAAACCUAGAACAUAACUUACUUUUAAGUGUUAAGUUAUACCUGAUUCUCACUUUCAAUUUCAUUAUUUUAUUUUAUAGAUACAAUAAAUUAUUCAUAUUUUUA
Leptidea sinapis is the source of this 591-nucleotide messenger RNA. Its product is annotated as protein transport protein Sec61 subunit gamma. The coding region runs from base 170 to 376 and encodes 68 amino acids. Gene Ontology annotation, biological process: protein targeting; post-translational protein targeting to membrane, translocation. The transcript is spliced from 3 exons. Gene Ontology annotation, cellular component: Ssh1 translocon complex; membrane. The record is from RefSeq and is a predicted model, not a curated record. NCBI's taxonomy places the organism in Eukaryota, Metazoa, Arthropoda, Insecta, Lepidoptera, Pieridae. Gene Ontology annotation, molecular function: transmembrane protein transporter activity.